AAUCAGCUGCUAGAUAUCAUGGUAAUGUUUCCCUUAACUUUUCCCUCAACCAAUCUGAAGCUAACUUCAGCGUCGUCUCAUUGCUUUAAAGUUGCAUUUUAUUAGCCUGAUGUACACACUGCUAUUUAGCUAGCUAUUGUGGACCUGCAUAACAGCUAAGUUAACUUCACGUCAUAUUUCACACUUAAAAACGGCGGUAGGUCAUUGUUUCCAAUUAAAUAUAUAUGCUCACUGGACAUAUAAUCGUACAUUAGGCGUUACUUUAAUGUCUGACAUUAAUAACACAAACACAAUGACAGCAUCACUGCUGACUAUAGUUAAUGCAGAUUAAUUUGACAUUAGAAACUCAUUAAUUUAGCUAUCAUUGAACAACAUAAAGUUUAGGCCUUAAAAGGUGAGGGCUUUUUCAAGGGUUGAAAAAGUAAUAUUUUACAUGAAGUUGCUAGUAUUUUACAGUAUCAUGUGUGACUUUUAAUGAAAGUCAAUGUAGUUCAGUCUAGUUUGUGCUUUAGUGGUUCUUUUGGUGACCCGUGGUGGCGGUUUGACUUUGUGGGGUUUUAGCUUUACCCAGCAUGUAGAGCAAUUAAACAAUUAUUUUCAUUAUUUACUAAUCUUAUGAUUAUUAUCUCUUUUAACACAUGUAUUGAUUGGUCUAUUAAACAUAAGAAAAUAUUGAAAAAUCCAAACCCAAACCCCAAAGAUGUAUAACUCUUUCAGGUGGUGAUGAUUUAGUGUUGUGAGACCAGGUUCUACUGGCCCUGUUCACUGCCCCUGAUUCACCUGUUGUAUAAAAGAUACAGCUUUUCCACUGCAUGCAGGCUCUAUGUCAACAUACUGUGUCAUUGUCUUUUCGUCUGUGACCCAUUAGCAUUCAACUUCACUAAUACAAAUGUUUUCAAACUGUUAUCUCUAUGCCCUCUGAAUAUAUAGAUUUAGUAAAAUUUAGUAGAGUAACAGCAAAAUCAGGAGUGCUUAACAGGGUCUGGACAAAAAGUAAUUAAAAAAAGUUUGAGCAGAAACAUAAAUAUAGAGAAUAGAAAUAUUUCUGUAAAUAAAAAGCAGUUGUCAUUAAAACAUAUGAUAUUAUUUAAAGUAUGAGUGAUUGUGGUGAGAUUCCUGGUAUGCGUGUAGUGUAGUGUAGUAAUAACCAGUUGGUUUUGGACAAGUGAACUUUGCCUCAUCCUUGACAACCUUGGCAGGUCAAAUUAAACUUUCAGAAUAUACCAGCAACAUUGGCACCUCAGGUGAACUCAAGAGUGCUUACAUCAUGGUUUUCAAGUGCAUUUCUAUGUUUGUGACCUUUGCUCUUGCAGUAUUUGUAUUUGUUAUUCAUUCAGCCCAUCUGCCUAGCGUUGCGCUCCAUAGUAGUUGGACGCCAUGGCUUUGAACAUCCCUGGUGUGGUUGCGGUGGUGCUGUUCUACACCCUUAUUCUGGCAACAGGGGUGUUUGCCGCCCGAAAGUCCAGGAAGGCUGAGAGGAAGAGCCAUGGAAACAGGACCGAAGUGGUGCUCCUCGGAGACAGAAAUAUCAACUUGGUGGUUGGGAUUUUCACCAUGACUGCUACAUGGGUUGGAGGUGGUUUUAUCCUAGGUGUGGCUGAGGCAGUGUCCUCUCCUAAAAUGGGUUUAAUAUGGGCUCUUAUGCCCAUACAGUACUCAGUGUCCUUCAUCAUAGGUGGUCUUUUCUUCGCUAAGCCAAUGAGGGACAAGAAAUAUAUCACCAUGAUGGACCCAUUCCAGGUUAAGUAUGGCAAAGUACUGAGUGGUGCUCUGGUACUGCCUGCUCUGCUGGUGGAUGUGCUGUGGGUGUCCUGCACUCUGCUUGGCUUGGGAGCAACGAUGAGUGUGAUAUUGGACUUGCCUUACUCCUAUUCUGCUUGGAUCUCGUCAGCUGUAGCCAUCAUCUACACUUUGUUAGGAGGCCUUUAUUCAGUGGCCUACACUGACAUCAUCCAGCUCUCUCUAGUAUUCCUCAGUCUGUGGUUGUGUAUCCCCUUCCUUCUGCUCAACCCCAGUUCUACAAACAUUGCCCAGACUGCUUUUAACCAUACAUUCCAAGAACCCUGGGUUGGCACUCUGGAGCGGGACAACAUCUGGAAGUGGAUUGAUGACUUUUUAAUGCUGGGUCUCGGUAGUGUUUCAUUUCAGACCUUCCACCAGAGGACGCUGUCUGCCUCCUCAUCAGUAACAGCUCAGUUGACCUGCUUUGCUGCUGCAAUUGUCAUUGCCAUACUGGGAAUUCCCCCUGUCUUGGUUGGAGCUGUUGCCGCUUCCACAGACUGGAACCUGACUCUCUAUGGUUCUCCAGCUCCAUAUAUGCGUGGUGAACAGAGUUUGGUCCUGCCCCUGACCCUACAAUACCUCACUCCGUCUUACAUCUCAAUCAUUGGAAUCGGAGCUGUGGCCGCUGCAGUCAUGUCAUCCAUUGACUCUGCCCUGUUGUCUGCAACCUCUGUUUUCUCUUCAAACAUCUACAAAAACAUCCUGCGUAAACAGGCAUCAGACUAUGAAAUGCAAUGGGUGAUUCGAGUCACAGUGGUGGUGGUGGGUCUGGUUGGGACAUCCAUAACAUUCUACACCAACAGCACCCUGGUCCUCUGGAUUCUUGGAGCAGAUGUUUCCUACACUCUUAUAUUCCCCCAUUUGGUCUCUUUGCUCUUCUUUAAAGUGACAAAUGGCUAUGGUGCCACAGUGGGUUACAUCACAGGGCUGACUGUAAGGAUUUUGUUGGGAGAAAAUGCUGUAGGUCUCCCUGUUGUUCUUCAUCUUCCUGGUUGCACACUGGAAGAUGGCAUCUAUAUCCAAAAAUCCCCUGUCAGGACAGUCUCCAUGUUCUGCACUUUGGUAACCAUCUUAGUUUUUUCCUUUCUGGCUUUGUUCAUGUUCAACCAUGGCCUGUUGCCUGAGAGCUGGGACCUUUUCAAAGUGAAACGUAAUGUUACUGUAUCACCAGUGGAUGUCACACAGAACCUCAACGAGGAAGCUGAAAGUGAGACAGAAUGUGAUGAAAACAGACACGGAGUUGCAUUACAGCCAAUGUUGCAGAAUGGAUUGUAACCCUUUGUUUUUCCUUUUGUUGCUAGCCUACAUUUUAUAUGAUCUUAAUAAUUGUGUAUAGAAAUUGCGAGUUAUAGUUGUCUUAUUCUGACCUGCUAACAAACUGCUAAUAGUUGCUAAUGAGGUAUUUCACAUUCUUAACCUUUUCUUUCACUGCAUAUGUAUAUUGUACAUAUUUGUUUGAUUCUUUAAGACAAGUUAUAUGAAAAAGUCAUUGCGUGGUGAAAAGGGGAUAUAUGUUGUGUGUGUGCCUCUGUCUGUUGUGUAGCUAGGAGAAUGGCUUUGAGCUUAAAACGAUCCUAAUAAACAAAUACAUUCAUCUCAAAAAACAGUAGAAAUCAAAACAAAGAUAUCAUACUUUUAAAAAGUUAAUGAGUGAGCAACAUAUGGUAUGACUAACAUAGCAAUUCAAGCUCCAAACCACAACAACAUAUACAAAGAAUAUAACAUGCACAUGGCUGCUCUGUGUGUAGUUGCUCUUGCUAAUACUGGCUGUCUGGUCUGUGCCUUCAAACUGCUAUAUUCCAAUACAAGGGAAAGCCACAACUAACCAAACUACAGUAUAAUUAAAGAAAAACUUAAAGCUGCAGCCACAAAAUCAAAAUGUAUGUCUGCACAUGAAUUAUCUAUUUAAUGUUUUUUAUUAUCUAGUUGUGGCCUCUAUGUAUUUCACCUGGACAAUGCAAUGUAUAAUUACAUUACAUCCAAUGCAUGGAUGUAAUGUAAUUAUACCAAUAUAUUAUACAGCUACCCAUCAAUACAUAUACUUUGUAUACUACAUUAUACUUUUAUUGUACUAUUAUUAGGAUUAUACUAGUAUCAAAAUGUAUGCAGCUUAUUUUUAUGUAUUUUUAACUUUUUCCUGUAUUGUGUUACUUGUUAAUUGUACUACCCUGCGUCCCUCUGCAAAUUGCCCCUCGUGUACAAUACCUGGCUUACAUUAUACUUGGAGUGUAGACAGUGUUGUGUUAAAAUUAACUGUGUGAAAUCACAAUUUCCAAAUUGCCAAUUGGGUGUACCACAAAGCUCAAUAUUGGGUCCUUUGCUCUUCUGCUUAUGUGGGUGUCACAUUUAUGCAAAUAACACAAUCAUUUAUGUAACAGCAGAAACUCCUCAGCAGGUUGCAGAACUCUUAAUAGGCACCUAGUCUGUGUCUCCCAGUAGCUGCUUUGUAACGUUCUCAAUGUGCUUUUCAUUUAAGAGAAAAGUGUUGGAUAGAUUUAUGGUCAAUAUUCGCCCAAAGAAAAUUGAGGAAGUACCUUGGUGUCAUUUGGGACUUUCAACUUAAAUUUGAUGCAUAUAUUAGGAAAUUGUCCAAGACUAUCUAAACCAAUUUAAACUUUUUGUUUUAUAAGACCAUGUAUCUCCCUCAAAACACCUCAAAUGUAUAUAUAUAUGCAUGCCAUGAUUUUAAUCACAUAUAUCCUACUGUGUGAUUAUCUGGUGCCAGGCCUCCCAACCAGUAAUCAAGCCUAAUGUCACUUUACAAACAAACCGUUAAGAUGAUGGAUUAGAGACCAAUGAAAGGACACCAUUGGCUAAUUAUUCAAAAAUAUAAUUUGAUGGCCAAGAGAAAACCUGUAAAAAAAGUAGAGUGGGUUGUCCACUAAUUGGAAGAUUGGCAGUUCGAUUCUUGGCUUCUCCAGUUCGCAUGUCAGAGUGCCCUCGGGCAAGAUUCUGAACCCCCUAUUGCUCCUAAUGGCUGUGCCAUCAGCGUAUGAAUGUGUGUGUGAAUGAGUGAAUGUGGCUUGCAGUGUAAAAGCGCUCUGAGCUGUUGGAAGACUAGAAAGGCACAGUCCAUUUACCAUUUACCAUUCAUAAAAACAGUAAUUGAAGUUUUCUUGCCCCAGAUAUAAUAAGAAUAUAAGGUUUUCACUACACAAGUGACACAAAGGCUUAAACAACAACAAAAACGUGAACACUGAAAUAAAUAAAAUUGAAUUCACUUGUCACAUCUAUACAUUGUUCCAUACUGUAUGUUAUUACUCUCAUAGAUAUGCUGUCACAUCUACAGUGUAUUCAAAUGUAUACACAGUCAUGUACAAUAAACACACAGACACA
Thunnus maccoyii (southern bluefin tuna) is the source of this 5118-nucleotide messenger RNA. RefSeq names its product high-affinity choline transporter 1-like. The record is from RefSeq and is a predicted model, not a curated record. The transcript has 8 exons. Gene Ontology annotation, molecular function: choline:sodium symporter activity. Gene Ontology annotation, cellular component: plasma membrane. Lineage: Eukaryota; Metazoa; Chordata; Actinopteri; Scombriformes; Scombridae. Gene Ontology annotation, biological process: choline transport; transmembrane transport; acetylcholine biosynthetic process. The coding region runs from base 1378 to 3057 and encodes 559 amino acids.